AUGCCCGGAGGCGUGUGUGCCGUCCUCGACUAUGAGGUCGACAUGAUGGCCGAGUACGUUGCGGAGAUGGCAACCCGUCUGGUCACCCCCGACGCCACCGUCUCUUCGCCCUUUCGCAAGUUUGUUACGCAGAUUCUCACCUCGACGAGACUGCCUAGCACCACUAUCCUUCUUGGCAUGAACUAUCUUGCUAAGCGAAUCAACGCCAUGAAAGGACAAGGAGGGCCCUACAAGGCAUCGGAGGGCCAGGUCUGGCGCUACCUCACUGUUUCCCUUCUCUUGGGAAGCAAAUUUCUCGACGACAACACCUUUCAGAAUCGUUCCUGGUCCGAGGUCAGCGGCAUCUCCGUCGCCGAGCUGAACUCUCUCGAGUUCGACUGGGUUCAGGCCAUGCACUGGCGCCUCUAUGUCAACCUCGACCUGAGCAAGGACUACCAGGCUUGGCUCGAUAGCUGGCGCGACUACCAAGACAUGAAGAAGCGUCAAGCUGCUCAGGCUUCUCGCGACAGACUUGUUUCGCAGGUCCCUGCCAUUGAUACGGAAAUCUCGCGCUACAACAGCGCCCGCCAGUCACCCAACUCGCGCUACCUCCAAGCCCAGGCCGCCGAGUAUGAGCGUUACCAGGCUCUCAAGGCUCAGCAGCAAUACCAGGGUCGCGAUGCUAUCUGGCAGCAAAACCCAUGGAGCGCUCCUCUCACCCCUCCCGACUCUGGUUAUGGUACUCCAGACUAUGUCAUGUCUGCUACUUCCAGCAACGCGCGCUACAAUGAGUGGUUCUCCAACGCUGCUACCCAGUACGCCAACCGCUACCCACAGCCUGGUGCGCCGAGCCAGUACUAUGGAAGCCGUCAGACUCCCUACCCUGCCUACCCUUUCCACCAUAAUGGCUGGGAGCACGGCAUGGGUGAUUGCGGUUGUGCCGGCUGUGCUGGCUCCAUGAAGCCCCCAUCAUAUUUUGCCGCUCCUGGUUAUGGCCAACCUGUCAUGGGCUAA
Akanthomyces muscarius is the source of this 993-nucleotide messenger RNA. RefSeq lists its product as uncharacterized. Gene Ontology annotation, molecular function: protein kinase binding; cyclin-dependent protein serine/threonine kinase regulator activity. Gene Ontology annotation, cellular component: cyclin-dependent protein kinase holoenzyme complex; nucleus. The transcript has a single exon. The record is from RefSeq and is a predicted model, not a curated record. Bases 1 to 993 code for a protein of 330 amino acids. NCBI's taxonomy places the organism in Eukaryota, Fungi, Ascomycota, Sordariomycetes, Hypocreales, Cordycipitaceae. Gene Ontology annotation, biological process: regulation of cyclin-dependent protein serine/threonine kinase activity.